UAUCGCAACGAGGGUCGAAGCGGGCAAACUUUUCCGACGUGACGAUUAUAUUGUUUGAAUUUCCAAGUGCAGUGAAUAUUUUAACGUUUAUUAGGGAUGUUAUGUCUUUUGUUUUAUAGAUAAUUUUGUGUUAUUUAUUUAAAUAAUGUGAUCCUAAAGUCAGUUAUGGAACAUGAUGGUUUUUAUGAAGCGUUUUUCUUAAAUGACUCCGAAAGGUUUUUGUGUAUAAAUGGAAGUGAAGCUUUGGACUCUACUUUUAGUUGUAUAUAUACAAUUGGCAACUUAUGUAAAUGGAAAUACGGGAAAAGAUUUCCAUCAACAAGAUGACAAUGGACCAAAAAUUAACGUCAAGGACAGUAUAAAUCGGAAGCCUCUAGAACUUUCAAAUCCAAACAAUGAGGCGAGAGAUUAUUUCUUAUCACCAGUAUUCCCGAACAAUGAUGAAACUGAUGAAGAAGAUGAGGAUGAUGAACAUUCGUACUUAGAUUAUGAUUAUAAAGAUGCGAAUUACAAAGACACGUCAGAGGUCGCUGCUAACCCACAAGAUGUUUUACCCGUUGAUGACAAAAUACCUCUACAUACGACCAAAGACAAUCUUCCCAUUUUUCUGUUAGAACCCGAGAAUACUUAUGUCGUUAAAAAUAAAGCAGCCACGUUGAAAUGUCGCGCCGCCAAUGCUUUAGAUGUAUACUUUAAAUGUAACGGUGAGAAAACUCAAGCUGUGAACUUCGAGUUCGUUGACCCACAAACGGGGGUAAGGAUCAUCGAGGGUGAACACGAGGUGACGAGGGAGCAGGUCGAAGAGUACUUCGGUAGUGAGAAGUACCAGUGCUCCUGUUUCGCGUGGACCAGUCAGGGUCAAAUCAGGAGUCAGCCUGCCACCAUAGAACUAGCUUAUAUAAAGAAACAUUUCUCAGUAUCACCGCAAUCACAAUUGGUGAAGCAAUACUCAUCAGUAACAUUCCGCUGUGAGCCGCCACCUGCAGCACCAUUCGCCCAACUAUAUUGGCUUAAAAACGGUGCCCCGGUGGUCGUAGAUGACAAUGUUCAAAUCAAAGAAGGUGAAUUGGUCAUCAAACAAGCAUCUCUAUUGGAUAUGGCGAACUACACCUGCGUCGCCGAAAAUUUAGCCGGGAAACGAAUGUCGGAGCCCGCGUUAUUAACAGUUUUCGUAAACGGUGGGUGGACAGCAUGGUCUACUUGGACUGACUGCUACUGCUCAGGGCAGGGGGGGCGUGAGAGCCGCGAGGGGCGCGCGGGGCGCCGGCGGGAGAGGAGCUGCACCGCACCACGACCUCUCAACGGAGGACAGCCUUGUAUCGGACCCAGUGUGCAGAAGACACAGGAUUGCAUUGAUUGUGAUUUAGAUGUUUACGUCGAUGGACUGGACGAGUUAGCUGACGAAUCUUCCGACAUUGUACUUGGACGAUGGUCACAAUGGUCGGAAUGGUCAAGAUGUGAUACAGACUGUCUCCAGACUAGACGACGUCGGUGUCUGACCACCACAGCCUGCUUGGGGAAGGAUUAUCAAGUAGCACAAUGCACACAUUGCGUUAGAACUUCUAAAUCUGAAAUCAUCACUGACGCGUCAUCGUACUGGCCGUUAUUCAUAGCAUUGUCUAUUGCAUUUCUUAUAUUCAUAAUCGUUGUUGUAUUGGGUAUAAAAUAUAUGAAGUUUAAAAUUACGGAGAAUUCGCCAUACGUCAAACCACCUCCAGGUACACAAUAUUUUGGUAGCGUUCUAAAAAGGACGCUGACCAAUCAACCGGAUCUGACUAUACAUGAAGAGUUUCAUACAUUAGACUCUAGACGAACUCGCCGACAUACAAGUGCUUCAAGUAAUCCACGCAAUGAACAUUUGUAUGAAGUCCCGCAGUUAGCCAAUAGCUAUAUCUCGCCAAUCGAUCACGAGGUAAGAACCGAGCGUACAGCCAGCGAAAGGAAUUACGCUUGCAAGGAUAACGUGGAGUCAGAUCGAUCUGAUUCCAGCUGCUUUUUGAGCUCCGGUUCAUCGUAUGGUAAUGAGAGUAUAGAAAUGUCACCAUCUUUAAAAAACAACGCAUCAGUCGAUUCUAAAUAUCUCGGUAUAAACUAUUUGGAAACAGCAACAUCUAAAAUGAUCGCAAGUGAUGGAGAUUGGUUGAAUUUAGAGAAAUGUGGUGUCAGCUUAUUUGUUCCUGAUGGUGUCGUCGAUAAGGGGGAAGAAUUAUUCUCUUUAGAAGUUACUGAUGAAGAAUGGAAUCGACCAAUACUACAAGAAGGCGAGAUACAACUUAGUCCAGUUAUAAGAUGCUGCCCCAAGAAUUUCCACUUCCGCAAGGGCGUCAUCUUGUCGUUCCCGCACUGCGCCGCCCUCAAGAACACCAGCUGGCUGCUAUCGAUCCUGCAGCGGCCCGAAGACACCAACUCCAGGGAGUGGAGGAAAGUUUUGACGCUCGGCCAAGAGACACCCGGCAGCCCGAUAUUCGCACAAGUCGACCCCACCAAAGUUUACUUAGUAUGCGAAUUCUUGACUGACUUCGUUAUGGUCGGGCAAAGUUUCAACGGACUGGACGCGAAGUUGCUCAGGGUCGGACUCUUCAUUGCUAAACGAAGUGACGAUAGUUUUUAUAAUUUGAACGUUCACGUGUUUAACGAUACUCCGUUCGCGUUCUACGAUUGCGUUGAGACUGAAAGACGAUCUGGUGGUUACUUGCUCUGUGAACCGAAGACUGUACACUUCCAAGAGAACGCUUCCGAUCUUUGUUUAAACAUCAGAGAUGUCGGCGUCGGAUGGAAGAUACAGACAGGGGGGACGUAUCAGGAAAUCUCGUACACACACAUUUGGAAUAUGACUGUACAUUCAUUGCAUUCAAUGUUCGUUUUACAACAACUAGAUUCAAUAAACUGUUUGGAAUUGAGUAUAUCGAUUUACCAGAAACAAAAACAAUCGAAUUCGGUCAAUUUCAAUCUUAAAACGAACGAUUUGAAUUCUAAUUUCUAUAGCAGUAAGCGUUAUAGCUACUCCGGCUUAGAGAAUGGGUAUACCGUUAAUAUAGUAGAGAAUCCCUUUAAUUACUCAUCGCUGUCUAAGAAGGAAGGUCGUUAUGAUUUUGUUUACAAAAACAACAAUGCUUUAAGAAACAAUUUUCAUUCUGACAAUAAUUUUUAUAGAUGUAACGUGCUGACUAAAUCUGAUAGAGUUAUAUUGUGUAAGCUUCUUGAUACGCAAUCGUCGAAGGGCAACGACUGGAGAUUGUUGGCUGAGAAAUUGAAGAUCACUUCGUAUUAUUACUAUUUCUCUAAUACUUGUUCUCCGACUGAGAAUAUCCUAAAUUUAUGGAUGUGCAGAAACAACGAUGUUAAUAUGCUUGUCAAUUUAUCGAGAAUCUUUAGAGAAAUGUCUAGAAUCGAUUGCGCUACUGUUGUUGAAAGGCGUUGUUUUACUAAUUAAAGAUUUUUAAUUUUUAUUU
Messenger RNA from Papilio polytes (common Mormon), 3452 nucleotides. Its product is annotated as netrin receptor UNC5C-like. The coding region runs from base 230 to 3433 and encodes 1067 amino acids. The record is from RefSeq and is a predicted model, not a curated record. Gene Ontology annotation, cellular component: membrane. Gene Ontology annotation, molecular function: netrin receptor activity; protein binding. The transcript is spliced from 13 exons. Gene Ontology annotation, biological process: netrin-activated signaling pathway; motor neuron axon guidance. NCBI's taxonomy places the organism in Eukaryota, Metazoa, Arthropoda, Insecta, Lepidoptera, Papilionidae.